Clupea harengus (Atlantic herring) is the source of this 5331-nucleotide messenger RNA. RefSeq names its product transmembrane protein 63Ba (gene tmem63ba). The record is from RefSeq and is a predicted model, not a curated record. Gene Ontology annotation, molecular function: nucleic acid binding; calcium-activated cation channel activity. NCBI's taxonomy places the organism in Eukaryota, Metazoa, Chordata, Actinopteri, Clupeiformes, Clupeidae. Gene Ontology annotation, cellular component: plasma membrane.
AGUUCAUCUCAUGGUCAAAAUCCUGCUGCUGCACAAGGCAGGCGGUGUUGUUGGAUUGACAGCGGGCGAUAAGCAGAGAGGUAAUGGACAAGUCUCUCAUGGACUAAUGUGGAGCGGGUUUAUUGUGUUCAUCUUAGGAAACACUUUAGGCAAAAACUAUCACUACAUAUACACAGUGGACAGGAUUGAAAAAUCAUUUGGCUUACAGUUCUCCGUCAGGAUGCGGCAGUGAGUAUGCUGCUGCCUGUGCUGUUGGGGCUGUUGGGUCUGUGGGACUGGGGCCUGGCGGAGGCCAAGGGAGAAGAUGUUGACCCCAGCACUAAUGACAACAAGACCUGGUGCUUCUCGGCCCGCAUCCGCAGCACCGUGCUGCAGGGGCUGCCCUUCGGAGGCGUGCCCACUGUCCUCGCCCUCGACUUCAUGUGUUUCCUGGUGCUGCUCUUUGUGUUCUCCAUCCUGAGGAAGCUGGCAUGGGACUAUGGUCGCCUGGCUCUGGUCACAGACGCAGACAGCAUGCGCUUCUCGGCUUGUCUGAGUGUGCCCUUUGCCCCACAGAGGCAGGACGCAUACAGGGAAAGUGUGGCCUCAGCCAUGCAGUCGCAGACGCCCGACCGCUACGAACGUCUUACCUCCAUCUCCAGCUCUGUGGACUAUGACCAGAGAGACAAUGGCUUCUGCUCCUGGUUGACAGCCAUUUUCAGGAUAAAGGAUGAUGAGAUCCGGGAGAAGUGUGGCGAGGACGCUGUGCACUACCUCUCCUUCCAGCGCCAUAUCAUCGGCCUGCUGGUGGUGGUGGGGGUGCUCUCCGUGGGCAUCGUGCUGCCCGUCAACUUCUCAGGAGACCUGAUGGAUGGUAAUGCGUACAGCUUUGGGAGAACCACUAUAGCCAACCUGAAGUCUGGAAAUAACCUGCUGUGGCUGCACACUACAUUUGCUUUCCUGUACCUGUUGCUGACGGUGUACAGCAUGAGGCGUCACACCUCCAAGAUGCACUACAAAGAGGAUGACCUGGUGAAACGCACUUUAUUUAUCAACGGCAUUUCAAAGUAUGCUGAGGAGAAGGCCAUAAAGGACCACUUUGAGCAGGCUUAUGAGAACUGUGUCGUGCUGGAGGCUCGUAUUUGUUACGAUGUGGCCAAACUGAUGUACCUGGACUCUGAAAGGAAGAAGACGGAGCGCAGUAAGAAGUUCUUCACAGACCUCCUGGUCAAAGAGCAAGUCCCCACCAUGAUCAACCCCAAGCCCUGUGGACACCUGUGCUGCUGUGUCAUCAAGGGCUGUGAGCAGGAGGAGGCAAUCGGUUACUACACUAAGCUGGAAUGCAAGCUGCGGGAGGAAUACAAGAAGGAGAGGGAGAAGGUCAACACCAAACCACUGGGCAUGGCCUUCGUCACCUUCCAGAAUGAAGCCAUGACCGCUGUUAUCCUGAAGGACUUCAACGCGUGCCAGUGCCAAGGCGGCUGCGGGUGCCAGCGUCAACCCAGAUCAUCCCAGUUCACUAACCUCCACCCGUACAACUGGACCGUCACCUACGCUCCUGACCCCCAGAAUGUGUACUGGGAGCACUUGUCAACGGGCGGCUUCACCUGGUGGGUGCGCUGCCUCAUCAUCAACUGCCUCCUCUUCCUCCUGCUCUUCUUUCUCACAACGCCCGCCAUCAUCAUCUCCACCAUGGACAAGUUCAACGUUACUAAGCCGGUGGAGUACCUAAACAAUCCCAUCGUCACCCAGUUCUUCCCCACCCUGCUGCUGUGGAGCUUCUCUUCCCUGCUCCCAACCAUUGUCUACUACUCCGCCUUCUUCGAGGCCCACUGGACACGUUCGGGGGAGAACAGGACCACCAUGCACAAGUGCUACACCUUCCUAAUCUUCAUGGUCCUGCUGCUGCCAUCUCUAGGACUGACCAGUUUGGAUCUUUUCUUCCGCUGGCUAUUUGACAAGAAGUUCCUUGACCAAGCGGCUGUCAGAUUUGAGUGUGUCUUCUUGCCAGACAACGGAGCGUUCUUUGUGAACUACGUCAUUGCGUCAGCGUUCAUCGGUAACGCCAUGGACUUACUGCGCAUCCCCGGUCUGCUCAUGUACAUGAUCCGGCUGUGUCUGGCACGCUCAGCAGCUGAGAGGAGGAAUGUCAAGAGGCAUCAAGCCUAUGAGUUCCAGUUCGGGGCGGCCUAUGCCUGGCUGAUGAACGUUUUCACCGUGGUCAUGACCUACAGUAUCACCUGCCCCAUCAUCGUGCCCUUCGGCCUGAUGUACAUGCUGCUGAAGCACCUGGUAGACCGGUACAACAUGUACUACGCUUACCUGCCCUCCAAACUGGACAAGAAGAUCCACUCGGGUGCCGUGAACCAAGUGGUGGCCGCGCCCAUCCUCUGCCUCUGCUGGCUGCUGUUCUUCUCUGUGAUGCGCAUAGGUUUACGGGCCCCCACCUCGAUGUUCACUUUCGUGGUCUUGAUCAUCACCAUUAUCGUGUGCCUCACCCACGUCGUCUUCGGCCAUUUUAAAUACCUCAGUGCUCAUAACUACAAGAUCGACGCCAGCACAGAUACAGAUGGAGUGGAGAACGGCCGCCCACCGCACGUCUCUGCGCCCUCCAAAGCAACGUACAUCGCCCAAGUGCUGCAGGAAUCAAACUUGGACGAGAUGGGCUCAGGCAGUGGCGACGACGACGGCCAGGGUUCCUCGCAGGACGAGGACAUGAUCAACCCGGUGGUCAAUGAGGGUGACUUCCAGUCCGGAGAGGACCGCCUCAUCGCCAACGAGGUCCGGCAGUAACCCUCUCGGGUAGAGGGCCGUGAGCAGGGUCUGGGGGCUCUGUCAGGGCUCCCCCAGGCUCUGCCAGUGAUGGAAAAAAACAAAACAAGACACAACAGCUCCUGCUCCUGCGGAUGCCCUCCUGCAACCGUCUGGGCUGGCAGACCAGGCGUCAGGGCACCGGGGCGCUCUCUCCAACCUGUCCGCACCCCUUCCUCUGAUGGUCAGCACUCCAGGGAGGUGCACUGACAUUGGCGCCUCCUUUUCUACUUGAUUUCGCUAAACCCCCACUCACUCAUGUUGUACACUACCUACUGACACACACUCACCCCCUACUCCCCUUGCCCCCCCCCAAGCAUACACCUACACAUACACCAAGAGCAGAACAGUGUCUGGGGACGGGCGCCAUGACGACAGAUUGACUGUGUUUGAGAUGCCACCUAUGGAUCCCCAGGCUGAGAAGAAACACACAAAAAAAAGAAAGAAAAGGCACCUUGGGAGUCUCCCUCCCUCGGGACUCUAAACCGCUAAAGUUCUCACACUUUCCUGUUCAUUCAUGCCUCUGAACUCCCUGAGAGAAAGCAACACUUUAUUCUUGUAUUCUUUUGUUAUUUUUAGUCAUUUAUCAAUAAUGUUCUCAAUUAUUUUCUCCAGAAUUCAUCAUUCAUUUCGGUCCUCUUGGUGUUAAAAGUGUUAUCAUCUGUUAUCUAGCCUAUAUCUAGGUUUUGUCCAAUUCUGUUACGACUUCAGAAAAGAUUGAUACUGUACAGAACACCUGGAGGGUGUACUAGCUGUAAAAAGUUCUGCUGACUUGGUUGUCAGAACCUUUGUCUACUAGUAACAAACCACUAAACUGCUGAUGGGGUCUGAUGACUGCUUUUGGCAUAUAGAGCGUGGGUCAAGUUAUCAUACCUCCAACUAUCCAUAGCCUAUAGAGUAGGUUUCUCUUGUAGCCACCCAUCUUCUGUGAAAGACUUGGGUGUCAGUCACCCACAUAUUUGCUCUAAUAAGGACUUCCUUAAGGGGUGGAAAUGCUUGCGAGGUUUGCUUUGGCGUUCGCACUGUAAAUACUCCCAAGACUUGGAUGUUCUUCCUAUCCAGAACCAAUUUCGGUCUGAUCGGGUUAGCUCUUGCUUACAAGUGGAAUGAAUAUGAGACCAGUGCAUGCUGUCUGGGGAAAAGGUUCCUCACGUUUGAGCUGCUUUGGAUUUCCGUGAGAAGUUGGAAUGAAACUGAUCAGAGUUUGAGCUCAUUGGAAAUGAUGUCUUCUGACAAAUGACAACAUCAACAUGCGCAGCAAAUGUAGGACUUAGGAAAUCUGUAUGUUUCCGCAGACAUUAAUUAAUUUUGUAACGAAUCAUGAUUUCACUAAUAUGCUUUCCUGACUAUUGUGGUUUUAUAACUUCACCUAAUCUAAACAGCUAGUUACUAAAUUUAGAAAUGUCCCACGUGGCGUCAUGUCAGUCUUGUUAAUCAAUGUUCGGAUGUACGCAUUCAGAUCCUCCAUAAACCUUUUGGUUGGCAGUCGCAAACCUUCGAAAUGAUUAAUUUCACUAGCAAUAUGCGUUUUUCCCUGCUGAAGUGCAAUUUUAGCCAUAUGCAGGCAUUCACUCUUGAUUUAGCUCCUUUGAAAAGGUAUUGAAAAGAAUGGAUCAUACCUAUGAUGGGCUCCAAAACUUUGUCAAGGUUGGCCCUUGUCUGCCUCUAUUGAUGUGAGGUCAUACAUGCACACCCUUAGUGAGAUCAUAAAGUGUGAUUGUUCCCAUAAUUUCCCCAAGUAAUUUGUUUGAAGCCCUCUUGCAGUGUAUCCACUGAGGUUUUGUUCUUGUUUUUUUUUUCUUCUCAUCAAGCCAUUUUCACAAUAAUUCUGUGUCGUCUCACCUUUUGUGAUCGUUGGCUUGUGGCCUGAUUAAUCUAGAUUUUAAUUAGAAGAUUGAAUGCUAAAGUAAUUAGCUAGAUUACUGUCAGCGUAGCCCGGUGAUGUGCAAGAUGAAUGUAUGAAUGCACUGAUGCCAUUCUAAGAGUAGAAUUGUUCCUCAUCACUACAUACUGUAUCUGAUUGUACAUGAACAUGGACAUCUGAUAGUUUUAAUAAUUUAUUAACAUCUCAGCAGUGGCAAAUAGUGUUACAAAAAAUUAGGAGUAAUCUGUUCCAUAUUUAUUGCUCUGUCUUUGUUUGUUUGUUUCAUCAUGAAGGCGGAUUUGCCGGGGAUUGGCCUGUGGUCAAUGGAGUUGUUAAAUUUGUGAAAUAUUUGUGUACAUAGAUUAACUGCACUGCUCUUCAACACUAUGCUUUGGUAUUUAUGACUACAUUUGUACAGUUGUAAGCAGUAAAAACAGUAUGUACAGUUUCCAUGAUCCUUGGUUUACUCUCUUUUCUGUGGUCACAUUUCUUUUCCACUCUCUCCAUAUGAAAUGUGUCACUGGAGGCAAUUUUUCAUCUUUAGGGGAUUUCCCUGUUUUUAAUAAUUUUUGUAAAUUAACUCCACUUUCUCUCCAAAAAAAAGACUAUAUUUGGCAGAAUCCACUGUCAAUCCCUUCCAAAUCUGAACAAUAAAAUGGCAUUUACUAAUGAACUGA